AUGGUUGGCCUGGUGUUUCUUUUGAGCAUUGCAUCAUUGAUAAUCUAUUUCAUCGAUGCUUCUGAUGGACAAGCCGUUGAAUCCUGCAGGCCAUGGUCAUUAAGUACAACGCAACAAGUGGAUUUAGCCUUCAAUGUUUUUUUUAUGAUAUAUUUUUUUAUUCGUUUUGUGGCUGCCAAUGAUAAAUUAUGGUUUUGGCUGGAACUUUUCUCCUUUGUGGAUUAUUUUACAAUCCCACCAUCUUUUGUGGCAAUAUAUUUGGACCGCAAUUGGCUGGGUCUCCGAUUCCUUCGAGCACUCAGACUUGUGUCCAUUCCCGACAUUUUACAAUAUUUAAAUAUUUUAAAGACAAGUACUAUGAUUCGACUUACUCAGCUUGUUGCAUUCUUUGUCAGCAUGUGGUUGGCUGCAGCUGGGUUUGUGCACCUGAUUGAGAAUUCUGGUGAUCCCUUUAUGGAUUUUUCUAACCCACAUAAAAUGACUUACUGGGAGUGUUUGUACUUUCUUUUGGUAACCAUGUCAACCGUUGGUUAUGGGGAUAUUUAUGCCAAAACUGUUCUCGGAAGGGUGUUUAUUGUAUUCUUCAUCCUAUGUUCUUUGGGUAUUUUUGCAAGUUUCAUCCCAGAGAUCGCUGAGAUUAUUGGCAGGAGGCAGAAGUAUGGAGGAACUUAUAAAAAAGAAAGAGGCAAAAAACAUAUUGUGGUAUUUUUACACAAAGAUCGAGAAGAUGUGGAUGUGGAAAUAGUUUUUAUUGAUAUAAAACUUCCUGAUUUGGAGCUUGAAGGUUUGCUAAAGAGGCACUUUACACAAGUGGAGUUUUUUCAAGGAACUGUCAUGGAUGCUAAUGACCUUGAAAGAGUUAAGAUUCAACAAGCAGAUGCAUGUUUGGUGCUUGCAAAUAAGUACUGUGAUGAUCCUGACCAAGAGGAUGCUGCAAACAUCAUGAGAGUAAUCUCAAUCAAGAAUUACCAUUCAGAGAUUAAAGUUAUUGUUCAAUUAUUGCAGUAUCACAAUAAGGCAUAUUUACUGAACAUUCCUAGCUGGGAUUGGAAACGUGGAGAUGAUGCUGUUUGCAUUGCAGAAUUGAAGUUAGGCUUCAUUGCCCAGAGCUGUUUGGCACCUGGCUUUUCCACUUUGAUGGCAAAUUUAUUUACGAUGAGAUCCUACAAACCAUCACCAUAUAUGGCCCAGUGGCAGAAUGAUUAUAUGCGUGGUACAGCGAUGGAAAUGUAUACAGAAUACCUGUCCAGUUCUUUCAAUGGGAUGACAUUUCCAGAAGCAGCUGAAUUGUGCUUUACUAAACUGAAACUACUUCUUCUAGCCAUUGAGGCUCGUCUUGGAGAUAGUAGAGAGAGUUCACUGGCAAUCAACCCUGGACCAAAAAUUAAAAUUGAAAGAGCAACUCAAGGAUUCUUCAUUGCUGAGUCAGCAGAAGAGGUGAAAAGAGCUUUCUACUAUUGCAAGACUUGCCAUGGGGUUGUGACAGAUGUCAGAGCCAUUAAGAAGUGUAGGUGUAGACCAGUGGCUUUAUUCCGGAAAGGAGCGUCAGCAGUAUUAGCACUUCAGAGGACCUCCGAAUUGGCUGGCACAGAUAACAGAAUAGUUCUCUCUUCUGUUACAAACAUGCCCAACAAGAAGAAGGAAAAAGAUAGCACAAGUCCGUCAUCUCAAACAAAGAAAAGUUCAAGUAUAUCAAAGAAAUUACCUUCACUGUGGCAAAACGUUAAAAUGCAGCCUACCAGUCCAUCAAAAGGAGCCUUACCAUCGUUGGAUAAAGUCAGUCCAACAAAUCUGCCACCUGACAUGAAUGUGGUACCCGGAGAAGAACCCAGAAAAUUUGAUUCAACAGGAAUGUUUCAUUGGUGCCCUGAACGAUGUAUUGAGGAUGUCAUAAUGGAUCGAAGCCAAGCAGCCUUAACAGUGCUUUGCAAUCACGUUGUAGUAUGUCUGUUCGCAGAGGCAACAUCACCCCUUAUUGGGUUAAGAAAUUUAGUUAUGCCUCUCCGAGCCAGUAAUUUUCACUACCAUGAACUGAAGCAUGUAGUUGUUGUUGGAAAUUUAGAGUAUCUGUAUAGAGAAUGGAAGAUGCUCCAAAACUUUCCCAAAAUUUCCAUACUGCCUGGAACACCAUUAAACCGAGCCAAUUUGCGUGCAGUGAACAUUAAUCUGUGUGAUAUGUGCGUGGUUCUGUCUGCUAAAGAUAAAAACCUGGAUGAUCAGCACUUAGUGGACAAAGAGGCCAUUCUCUGCUCGCUUAACAUCAAGGCAAUGACAUUUGAUGACAGUAUUGGACUUAUUCAGGCUUCAGCCCCCACAGGCUUUUUGCCUCCUGGCUUUUCUCCAGUUGGUAAUCAACAGCACACACCUCGUAGAGGUUCUAUUUGUGGAUCAAAUGUGCCACUCAUAACAGAGUUGGCAAACGAUUCCAAUGUGCAGUUUUUAGACCAGGAUGAUGAUGAUGACCCAGAUACUGAACUGUACAUGACUCAACCAUUUGCCUGUGGUACUGCAUUUGCAGUUAGUGUUCUGGAUUCUCUAAUGAGUACGAGCUAUUUCAAUGACAAUGCAUUGACUUUGAUUCGGACUCUUAUCACUGGUGGAGCCACUCCAGAAUUGGAACAGAUUCUAGCAGAGGGGGCUGGAAUGAGAGGGGGUUAUAGCACCCCAAGUAUCUUAGCCAACAGAGACAGGUGUCGGGUUGCACAGAUCUCAUUAUAUGAAGGACCUCUUGCCCAAUAUGGGGAGAGAGGUCGUUAUGGAGACUUGUUUCUUGCAGCUUUACGAAACUAUGGCAUCCUUUGUAUUGGUCUGUAUCGGUUCAGGGACACAAGUGCUACUGUUAAAAGUCCAUCAUCUAAGCGUUAUGUUAUAACUAAUCCAUCUCAGGACUUCCCCUUAUUGCCAACAGACCAGAUAAUCUGUGCUUUGGGACCCAAUACCAAAUAUCUGUCUGAAAUCAAUCCUUUAUCACCACCAGAAAAACCAAAAGAGGUAAUACUUUAA
Molecule: messenger RNA, 3003 nt
Organism: Acanthosepion pharaonis
Lineage: Eukaryota; Metazoa; Mollusca; Cephalopoda; Sepiida; Sepiidae
Source: the annotation of a GenBank genome assembly